GACGUCACCUAGCGGGCCAGUGACGUAGCCAGCGCCGCUGACCACAACAUGGCCGUGGUGUCGGGCUAGCAGACUGAAGGCGGCCAUGGAAGUCUUCCUGAAGCCGAAAAGUGUCUUUAAUUCGGCCGCAUGUGCUUCGUCUGCACGCUAACAUCCGCCCAGCUCACUUGCUAGCCACAGAAGAUGGCGGACUUCCCGCCAGUGUCAGCGAGGCGGGAAGAAGGAGGAGGACGAGGACAAGGAGGAGGAGGAGGAGGAGGCCAGCACAUCUUCGUCAGCUCCAGGUCGGCCUGCGAGUCAGACAGCGAACUGUCACAAAGCUUGGCUCGGACUAAAAUACGAUCUUACGGAAGCACAGCCAGCGUGUCGGCUUCUCUGGGAGAGAAAUACGUGGAACAUCGCCUCUCUGACGGCGACACUCUGCAGGGCAUCGCCCUCAAAUAUAACGUCACGAUGGAGCAAAUCAAGAGAGCCAACAAACUUUUCAGCAACGACUGCAUUUUCCUGAAGAGCAGCCUCAACAUCCCCGUAGCCACGCAGAAGUCUUACAUUUUUAACGGACUGUCUUUGGAGUCUCCUGAUGGGGACCAGCAAGCAGCGCAGCAGCAGCAGCAGGAAGACCAGGGACCUUGGCCUGAAGACUCCAAAGGUUCUGAACCCCCAGCAGAGGAGCUCUCAGCCCAAGACUUCUUGACCAGGCUGGACUUACAGAUCAAAAGAUCCAAGCAGGCGGCAGCAAGACUGAAAGAAGAGGAAGUCAGGAGCGAUGAGGUGAACUUCACUGCUGCCACCACAUCCUACCAGGAAAUAUAAACCUGGAAAUAUAAACCUGGAAAUAUAAGCCAGGAAAGGUAAGCUGUAAAUAUGAGCAGGAAUUGUAAUGUCAGGAAAUAUAACUCAGCACCUUGCUUGUUUACCUCCUUGCUUUUGUGUCUUGUUGACCUUUAUUCUGGAUAUGUAAAGUGUGUCAUUUAUUUAUGUGUCCAACAUUAUUUAUGUCUAUUUUUAUUGUGCUUCUUAAUAAAUAUUUUUGGAGUGUAUAAACAUGA
Nerophis ophidion (straightnose pipefish) is the source of this 1049-nucleotide messenger RNA. RefSeq names its product LysM, putative peptidoglycan-binding, domain containing 2 (gene lysmd2). Bases 184 to 813 code for a protein of 209 amino acids. The transcript has 3 exons. Lineage: Eukaryota; Metazoa; Chordata; Actinopteri; Syngnathiformes; Syngnathidae. The record is from RefSeq and is a predicted model, not a curated record.